AUGCCCAUUGAUAAUGCAACUAACUUCUUUUGGCUGCCUACAGUACUGAAGGGUUCGCGUCGUUUUACGUCCAGACCAAAUGGCAGCGCUAAAGGCUCACGAGAUCGAGCGAUUCGAGAAUCUGAUGAAGAAGAAUCUCGCAGCAGUAAGGAAGUGAAUGACGGUAGCCAGAAUUCAAGUGCAGCCAGUAAGUAUAUCGAAACUGAUCAAUGGUACAGGCACAGGCGAUAUCGCAAUUUAAUUCUUCGUGACCACGUUGUGAAGUUUCAUGUAAGAACCAACCAAUCUUUGUCAGCCUGGCUUCACGAGCAGUUGGCAUUAAUGGGACAGGAGGUCGAUACCGCAAUAUUCGAUUUACGUAUGCUGAAUACAGGAGCUGAUGAGUUUUUCAAACCAUAUUUGGCAACCACGUACACUAGCCUUGUUGAAUUGAUGCGUAUGCUAAUGGAUCAGUAUGGAACACAUGGCCUUCAAAUCUACCUGGUCGGCUGGACUAUCCGCCAUUGGUUAAAUGUCUGUCGCCUACAUCUGUUACGUAGCUGGCUGUUCCGAGCUCCUAGACGAAGACUGCUUUUUGGUGUACCCGACGAACUUCCUUCAUUGCACCAGAUGUUACAGGAAUACGUUCAAACACACACCUUGUGCUGCAUCAACAGAGACUCAUCACUGCAUCCUGGAUUAUGUACUUUACGGCAAUUAGUUAGUUUGCCACACGAUUUCUACUGUCAACCGUGCUUUGCGCGGGAACUCUACAGGGCAUUGCUACGUUCUCUCUGUCUGCGUUACCAAUCCUCUAUCCGCAACAAACGGAAAUGGAUCCAUUAUAAAAGAUUUGGUCUUCCUCACCAGAUUGUAUUACUGGAGGCCCAGUCUAGAUCAACGGAACGGCUAAUAGGAAAUAUCAAACUGCUUAUGGACCAGAUUUUGGGUCGGAAUUCACUGAACGGUUCGCCGUUGCUACCUUAUCCAGUAAGCGAUUCGAAAAUUGCAUGGUCACCAAUAUAUGACGGACGCUUCGAAGAGUGCUCCGCAUUAGCCGGUUUCAUUUCAUUAUUGUUUGUGUUACUAUUUUUGUUGCUGGCUUCAAUCGUGGAAACUUUCGCGCCUGCAUCAAAGAGCAUAAUUCACUUCGAAGUCGGCAUUCAUGAACCCUUAGAUAUCUCUAUACGCGACACCAUGAUGACCUAUUUUAUUCUGGCUCCAUUCUGCGUGUACCUGAAUUUCGAACUCCGGCUGAGACUAAUGCACAUGCUUCUACCAUGGUUACCCUCGUUAACUUGGUCGUAUUUUCCUUGUUUUCCUUCGGAUGAGGUCUAUAUUGCCUUUCCACAGAGGUUGUUCAAACUUGGUUUCGAGAUCAAUUUGACCUGGCGUUGUUUUGAACACUACGAACAACGGUUGCUACAUACCUACCAACAGUUACUCUCAGGCCUUGCUGCAUGGGGCAUACUAGUAAGAAAUGUC
Opisthorchis viverrini is the source of this 1464-nucleotide messenger RNA. RefSeq lists its product as hypothetical. The transcript has a single exon. Lineage: Eukaryota; Metazoa; Platyhelminthes; Trematoda; Opisthorchiida; Opisthorchiidae. The record is from RefSeq and is a predicted model, not a curated record. The annotation marks the transcript as partial.